UGCAUCCUUACUUCACCCGUGUAAAGUUGCUUUCCUUCCUAAAGGCGUUGAACUGCCACCAGGGAUUUGCUCAUUUGUGUGCUGGCGUGUUUAUGACAUCACACACAAGUGUUUAUGGUGGCUGACAGAUCAAGAUUAUAUUGAUGAACGACAAGAAGAAGUAGAUCAGGUAUUGUAUAAGACACGUUUGGAAAUGCAUGCAACAGUACAGCAAGGUGGACGGUCACCGAAACCAAUGAAUGGCCCAACAUCAACAUCACAAUUGAAGACAAGUUCUGAUAGUGUACAGAAUAGUGGCUCUUCCAUUCCUUCCCAAGUGAAGGGGAAGAAGAGGGAUCGUGUGGAGCAAGGUUCUGAGGCUGUUAAACGGGAACGUCCUGCGAGGGUUGAAGACGCUGAUUCUGUUCACAGUAAAUUGGAGAGUGCUUUAAGAUCUGAAAUUGUAAAGAUUACGGAAAAGGGGGGCCUCGUGGAUUCAGAUGGGGUCGAAAAGUUAGUCCAACUCAUGCUGCCUGAGAGGAGUGAAAGGAAAAUAGACUUAGCAAACAGAUCGAUGCUUGCUGGUGUAGUUGCAGCUACUGAAAAGUUUGAUUGUCUUAGCAGAUUCGUCCAGCUGAGAGGACUUCCUGUGUUUGAUGAAUGGCUUCAGCAAGUGCACAAAGGGAAGAUGGGUGAUGGUAACAGUCCCAAGGAUGGUGAUAGAUCAAUCGAGGAGUUCUUAUUAAUCUUACUACGUGCUCUGGAUAAGUUGCCUGUUAAUCUCCAUGCACUUCAGAUGUGCAACAUUGGGAAAUCUGUUAAUCAUUUGAGAUCACAUAAGAAUGUUGAGAUUCAGAGGAAAGCGAGGAGUUUGGUUGACACGUGGAAAAAACGCGUUGAGGCUGAAAUGGAUGCUAAGUCAAGCUCUGGGCAGGGUGUUUCAUGGCCUGCAAGGCCUCGUCUGCCUGACACUUCUCAUGGAACCACAAAAACUUCAGUGUCACACCCCCGUUCUUCUAAAUCUUCUUCAGUUAAGGUGGUCCAGGGGGAAAGUAAUGUAAACUCCGCAUCUCAAUCCCCUGGUUCUACAAAGUCAGCCCUGUCACCUUCAUCAGGUGGUACGAACAUGAAAGAAGGACAGCAGAAAAGUUUUGGUGGUGCUGCUGUAUCUGAUGUUCCUCUGACAUCUGCAAGGGAUGAGAAAAGUAGUAGCUCCAGUCCAUCUCACAACAAUAGCCAGUCGUAUUCGACUGAUCAUGCUAAAUCUGGGGGUGCCUCAGGAACAGAGGAUCCGAGGAGUCCCUCCACAGGAUCACUGAAUGCGAAUAAGAGCUCAGGUGGCUCUCGGCAUCGGAGAUUGGUCAACAGUUUUCAGGGGUCUGCCCCAUCAACAGGUCUUAGGGAGACUGGUUCAGUCAGAAAUUCUUUACUGACAAAGAAUUACUCAGCUUCAGAUAAAGUGUUACAAUCCAAUUCAACAUGUGAAAAGGCCCAUGAAGUUCUGACAGCAGAAGGCAAUGCUCAUAAAUUGAUUGUCAAGAUACCAAAUCGAGGCCGCAGUCCUGCCCAAACCACUGGUACAACAUCCGCUGAGGAUGCUGCAGUGGUGAAUAGCAGAUCUUCUUCUCCUGUGCUUUCUGAGAAGAAUGAUCAAGUUGAUCAGAAUCUGAAGGAAACGACUGAUAUGCAUAGAACAAUUAUUAGCUCUGAUUUGCAUGAGUCAUGGCAAAGCAAUGAUAGCAAAGAUGCACAAGCUGGGUCCGUCGAGGGUGGAGGUUCUCCAUCUAUUCCAAAUGAAGUGCGAUCUAGGACAGUAGAUGACACGAGGAAACUGUCUGAAGUCCCAAAAGCAAAUGCUCCAAAUGUCCCAAAAGCAAGUUCGCCACAUUCUGUGAAUGAGCUAAAGCCAGGGAAACCGCAUGAGAAUCCUUUUUGCUCCAUAAAUGCUUUAAUUGAAAGUUGUGUGAAGUACUCUGAGUCCAAUGUACCUGUGGCAGCUGAAGAUGAUGUUGGAAUGAAUCUUCUUGCUAGCGUAGCAGCUGGUGAGAUUUCUAAGUCUGAUAUGGACUCGCCAACUGGUUCACCUCAGACAAAUGAAAACUUAUGCAUGGGAAAUGAUUCAAGACCGAAUUUGUCAUCAGAUGAUCUUGUUCAUACUCUUCCCACUGACCUUGCAAAAAUUGAAGAUGAAAAGCAGGACUUUAUUGGUGGUAAUGUGUGGCCAAAAGAGGCUGAAGCUAAGGCACACUUGAAUCCUAUAGCUGUUAUGGCCGGGAAAUUGGAUUCUUCUUCUGGGAAACAACCUGUAAAUCAAUGCUUAGAGAGUAAUGGGGAGUCCAGAGAGGCAGUAAAAAUGCCCACUUCUGCGUCCUCUGCAAAUGAGAUCAAGAAUAUGGAUAAUGAUAUGAUCAAAGAGUCCGAAGGCACAAGAGUUGAUGGCAUCCUUGCUGAUGUUUCAGAUGCAAAGGGAAAAUUGUCAGCUGAUUCUAAAGUUGGCGACUCAGGUGCUAAAGUAGAGAGUGAAGUUGGCAACCCGAGUGUUAAAGUAGAGGGUGAAGUUGGCGACUUAGGUGUUAAAGCAGAGGAUGAAGUUUCCUGCUCUCAGCCAUUUUCAGAGAGCAACCAAAGCAAUAAGGAUGAUCCAAAGCCACCAAUUGUUAAGUCGAUUUCCGAACUAGUCAGGGAAACAGAUGACUCCACAUUGCCAUUUGGUUUUGGUAACUGUUUUGUCUCUGCCAAUGCUAAUGAGCUUAAAGCUGAGAAGGCUGAUGAAAUGGAGACAGACAGUCAUCAUGAUCAUACAAAGGGGCAGAAAGUCGAGGGAGAGUCUUCUGCUAGUGGGAACAAAAUAGGGGCUGGUUUAGUUUCAUCUGUAAUGAAUCAUAAAGUUGAGCAUGUAGGGGAGAAUUUAGAUGGUAAUGAAGACAAUGAGCAGCAGUCUGGUGUACGCUCUCCUCCGACAGUGUCCUCAUUUACAGUGAAGGACAGAGGAGAACAGUGUGCGAAAGCAAAGGAAUCUAGAUUGAGCACUGCCGGGGAAGACGAGGUAGAUGAGUCCACUUCUAUGGCUGGAGACGCUUCUUCUUCUUCUGCUGCAGAUAGAGAUACAAAAGUUGAGUUUGAUCUAAAUGAAGGCUUCAGUGGAGAUGAUGGGAGGAAUGGGGAUCUCGGCAGCUUAACAGUAGCAGGAACAUCAACACCUGUUCAUUUUCCUAUGCUGCUUCCUGCUUCAAUAACAGUAGCUGCUGCUGCGAAGGGCCCCUUUGUUCCACCUGAAAACCUGUUGAGGAACAAAGGGGUGCAUGGUUGGAAGGGUUCAGCUGCAACAAGUGCGUUUCGCCCAGCUGGGAAACCUCUCGAGGGACCAUUCGGUGCAAAUAAUACUGCUCGGGUGGAUGUUAAUACUCGAAAACAAACUCGGCCUCCACUUGAUAUUGAUUUGAAUGUUCCAGAUGAGAGAGUCCUAGAAGAUUUGGUCACCCGAACUCCAGGUCAGACAUCUGUAUGUGAUGCUGCAACUAAUUCGUUACAUGAACAGAAAAUGAGUUCAGCUCCUGCUCGCUCUGGUGGACUUGAUCUUGAUUUGAACAGAGUUGAUGAAACUGCAGAUUUAGGAAAUUACACUGGCAACAAUCACAAAUUUCAGCCGGUCAAACAGGUAUUGAGUGAUCGUAUAACAGAUGAAGCUGGUGGACUGAGGGACUUCGAUCUGAAUAAUGGGCCUAUGGCCGAUGACGUGCAUCCCGAACCAUCAGUUAUAUUCAGUCAGCAUUCUGCUAAAAGCAGUUUACCUUCCCAACCAUUCCUUCCGGGAAUACGAGUUAAUGGUGCAGAUAUGGGAAACUUGUCAUCAUGGUUUCCCUCAGCCAGCUACUCAGUGACUAUUCCUCCCACGGUUAUGCCCGAUAGAGAACAGCCUUUCCCGAUGGUUGCAAGCGGUGGGCCGCAGAGACCGCUGGGUCCAACUACUGUUCCGUCCUUUAAUCCAGAUCUGUAUAGAGGCCCAGUCCUGUCUUCUUCCCCAGCUGUUCCCUUUCAGUCUACAGCUCCGUUUCAGUAUCCGGUCUUCCCCUUUGGUGCCAGUUUCCCUCUAUCAUCAGCCACUUUCUCUGGUGGUUCUGCUACAUAUGUGGACUCUUCAUCUGUUGGAAGGCUUAGUUUUCCACCUGUUAACUCUCAACUGUUAGGGCCAGCUGUUGCUGUCUCAUCCAACUAUCCACGGCCUUACGUUGUGAACCUCACAGAUGGGAAUAACAGUGCCGGUGGUUCAGAACCCGGCAGAAAAUGGUUCAGGCACGACUUGGACCUGAACACUGGCCCUGGAGUCCUAGACAUGGAAGGAAGAAACGAAGCAUCUUCUCUUGCACCCUCAAGGCCGAUGUCCGCAUCCAGUUCGCAGACCUUAAAUAAGGAAGAACAAGCAAGGACACUUCAGAUGCCCGGAGGUGUUCUAAAGAGGAAGGAGCCCGAGGGAGGAUGGGACGGAUAUAAGCAAUCUUCUUGGCAUUGAAGUAAUCCCGUUCAUCAGGGCUCAUCCCUCGUCUGACAUCAUCCACAGCCACAGAGGAGGAAACAAGUGGUGAGUUACGUUGAUGCUUAGCUCUUUACUAUAUAUAUAUAUAUAUAUAUAUAUAUAUGUUGUCUCUGAAGUCCCGACCUCUGUGUUAACUUUAUUAGUAGUGAAAAGAGGAUCUGUUCUGGUGCUCGUUCGCCCCUCCAUAGAUUUGUUAUGGGUUACAGAUCAGUUUCCCCUUUGUAGUUGCAUUGACAUUACAAUUCAAAAUCAGACCGCAGAGGUAUCCAAGGUUCUUUGCAAUAUGCCAUUGCCAGUAGGAGAAUGCUACUCAGAAAAAAAAA
Molecule: messenger RNA, 4836 nt
Organism: Tarenaya hassleriana
Lineage: Eukaryota; Viridiplantae; Streptophyta; Magnoliopsida; Brassicales; Cleomaceae
Exons: 3
Coding region: 194-4489 (1431 amino acids)
Cellular component (GO): nucleus
Source: RefSeq, a predicted model, not a curated record